Rhea pennata is the source of this 6235-nucleotide messenger RNA. It is a transcript of the gene SH3BP4, whose product is annotated as SH3 domain binding protein 4. Gene Ontology annotation, biological process: proteolysis. The coding region runs from base 368 to 3262 and encodes 964 amino acids. The transcript is spliced from 6 exons. The record is from RefSeq and is a predicted model, not a curated record. Gene Ontology annotation, molecular function: protein binding; aspartic-type endopeptidase activity. Gene Ontology annotation, cellular component: cytoplasm. NCBI's taxonomy places the organism in Eukaryota, Metazoa, Chordata, Aves, Rheiformes, Rheidae.
GGGAGGCGCGAGCCGCCAGCCGCGAGCGGCUCCGGGGCUGCCGCCGCCGCCGCCGCCACCGCGCAGACCACCCUUGCCCUCUGGAAGGUCACUCUGGGGAGCUGCUUGGCAGCAUUUUGGUGUGUUCUGGAGUGGAGAUCUCUGCCACAAAGUAAAACCAGAUGUUUUCUAGCUGACUCCAGAAAACGUCCUCUCAACACAGCAGAGGAACACUGCUACGGCUGGUUCCCCAAGCUGCAAGGGUGCUGUCGUGACAGCGGGAUCCCCAUACCAGCUUUGCCUGCGCUUGCCUGACAAGCAGCUCGCUGCAACCACCAUGGAGAGGUCGUGAUCACCUAGUGCUCCGUAGCUGUAAGGCGGCUUCGAGAUGGCGGCUCAGAGGAUCCGGGCAGCCAACUCCAGCGGCCUGCCACGAUGCAAGUCGGAGGGGACACUCAUCGACCUCAGCGAGGGGUUCUCAGAAAACAGCUUGAGCGACGUCAAAGUGCCUUCGCCUAGUGCCUUGUUGAUUGACAAUCCCACAUCCUUUGGAAAUGCAAAGGAAGUAAUAGCAAUCAAAGAUUACUGUCCAACUAAUUUCACCACUUUGAAGUUCUCCAAGGGGGACCACCUCUAUGUCUUAGACACAUCAGGAGGCGAGUGGUGGUAUGCUCACAACACUACAGAAAUGGGUUACAUCCCUUCCUCCUAUGUCCAGCCUGUAAACUACCGCAACUCUUCCUUAACAGACAGUGGGAUGAUAGACAAUCUACUGGAGAGCCCUGACGAGGGAGUCAAGGAGUUGGACCUGCUUGGAGAAUGGACUGAUGUGAAAAGAAACUCUGCCAAAACCUACAAUAACAAUCCUUUCUUGAAUGGAGUCCAGACGAACCCAUUUCUUAACGGGAAUUUGCAAACAAUGCCCAGUUCUGACUAUGAGUCCAACUCCAAAGCUGCUGUUGACUUGCUGCUCUUUGACACAGGAGCUCCUAAUUCAGCAGUUUCCAGCUCAGCUGCUAAUAGCAGCAUGGGUAACAUUUUCGAUGAGUUUCCAUCUACAAACAGGCUGGAGCUGGAACAGACUGCGAAACGAGACAAUCCCUUCUUCAGAAGCAAACGCUCCUACAGUUUGUCUGAGCUGUCUGUUCUUCAAGCAAAGUCAGACACUCCGACGUCAUCAGGUUUCUUCAGCGGCUUGAAGUCUCCCACUCCAGAGCAGUUCCAGAGCCGGGAGGAUUUUAGGACCGCGUGGCUGAAUCAUAGGAAGUUGGCCCGGUCUUGCCACGACUUGGAUUUGCUUGGUCAAAAUCCUGGCUGGGGUCAGACACAACCUGUGGAGACCAACAUUGUCUGCAAACUGGAUAGCUCUGGUGGAGCUGUUCAGCUUCCAGACACCAAUAUCAGCAUCCAUGUGCCAGAGGGUCAUGUGUGCCCUGGGGAAACACAGCAGAUCUCCAUGAAAGCGAUGCUGGAUCCGCCACUGGAGCUGAAUAGUGACAAGUGCAGCACCAUCAGUCCGGUCUUGCAGAUCAAACUCAGCAAUAUGGAGGUGAAAACCUUCAUCAUUCUGGAGAUGAAGGUGUCAGCAGAGGUCAAGAAUGACAUCAUGAGCAAGAGUUUGGUGGGAUUGCAGUGCCUGCGGAGCGACAUGAAAGAGGGGCCAUACACACCAAUGCAGCUGAGCUAUUCAUAUGGGGACACAAUACAAGUCCAGCUGGAGAAUCUGGAGCCUUGCAUGUACAUCGCAGCCGUAGCCCAAGGGCAGAACAUCCUCUACCCUUACACUGUAUGGGAUUACAUCAGCAAGAAGAUCACGAUUGGUGUUUAUGGCCCGAAACACAUCCACCCUUCCUUUAAAACUGUCGUGGCUGUGUUUGGGCAUGAAUGUGCACCCAAGACUCUCCUGGUGAAUGAGGUCACACGACAGGCUCACAAUCCUGCUCCCGUUGCUCUGCAGCUUUGGGGUAGACAUCAGUUCACUUUGUCUCGGCCUCAGGACCUCAAAAUCUGCAUGUUCUCCAACAUGACCAACUAUGAGGUAAAAGCUAGUGAGCAAGCCAAAAUUGUGCGAGGCUUCCAGAUGAAGCUGGGCAAGGUCAGCCGCCUUAUUUUUCCCAUCGCGUCUCAUGAUCCCAAUGAGCUCUCGGACUUUACACUGAGGAUACAGGUCAAGGAUGACAAGGAUGCCAUUUUGACCCAGUUCUGUGUCCAGACGCCUCAGCCGCCUCCUAAAAGUGCCAUCAAACCCACAGGGCAGAGGCGGUUCCUCAAGAAGAAUGAGGUUGGUAAGAUCAUCCUUUCACCUCUGGCUGCCACUGCCAAGUACCCAGUUUUUCAGGACCGGCCAGUGUUGAGCUUGAGGUAUGGCAAACUGCUGAAAACUGUGGUGCGGCAAAAUAAAAACCACUAUUUGCUGGAAUACAAGAAAGGAGACGUCAUAGCCCUCCUCAGUGAGGAGAAGAUCAGGUUGAAAGGGCAGCUGUGGACAAAGGAGUGGUACAUUGGCUACUACCAGGGGAAAAUAGGCCUUGUGCACACCAAAAAUGUCCUUGUGGUUGGGAAGGUCAAACCCAGCUAUUUCACCGGGCCUGAUCUCACUACUAGCUUGUUGCUUGAGCAAAUUCUGAGACCCUGCAAAUUUCUAACCUAUAUUUAUGCCUCAGUGAGGACUCUGCUCAUGGAGAACCUCAGCAGCUGGCGGUCGUUUGCCGAUGCGCUGGGGUAUUUGAACCUGCCACUCACGUUUUUCUGCAGAGCAGAGCUGGACAGUGAGCCAGAGCGAGUGGCCUCCGUGUUGGAGAAGCUGAAGGAAGAUUGCAACAACACUGAGAACAAGGAUAGGAAAUCUUUCCAGAAGGAGCUGAUGACGGCCUUGCUGAAAAUGGACUGUCAGGGGCUGGUCGUGAGGCUCAUUCAGGACUUCGUGUUGCUGACCACAGCUGUGGAGGUGGCCCAGCGCUGGAGGGAGCUUGCUGAGAAGCUAGUCAAGGUCUCCAAGCAGCAGAUGGAUGCCUACGAGGCCCCACACCGGGAUAAAACGGGGGUGGUGGAUAGUGAGGCCAUGUGGAAACCAGCAUAUGACUUCCUGCUCACCUGGAGUGGCCAGAUCGGGGAUAGCUACCGUGACGUGAUUCAGGAGCUGCACAUAGGGCUGGACAAAAUGAAGAACCCCAUCACCAAGCGCUGGAAGCAUCUCACUGGCACGCUGAUCCUCGUCAACUCCUUGGACAUGCUUCGGGCAGCUGCCUUCAGCCCACAAGACCAUGAAGAUUUUGCCAUUUAAGUGGGGUUUCCUGGAACGAUUCAUUCUUCCACAUCUCGUUUGUUGGUGGUGUCUUUAUUUUCUGCGUUUUCCCCCUUUUUUAGCAGUUGGUUUUAAAAAUAAGUGGAGAUUACUCUCCCCAGGUUUUAAGAGGCCAAAGUUUGCAAGUUCUCACCAGGACUGGAAAUCAGCAGGAGCUCUCCUAGUGAGAAGGCACCCAGAGUAGAUAUUUUUUCUAUGCUGUAGAGAAUUGAUACCGGUUAGACUAUUUCUAUUAAAAAAUUUAAAGCUGGCAAGGGGUGGAGAGGGAAGUGGGAGGGAAGGAUCACAAAAAGAGGACACAUUUUUUAGGCAAUUAAAAAUCUUAAUUUUUUAAUGAGCAGUAAAGGUUGUAACCUCUUUAGGGAGAAGUUGUUGCUGUUUUUAAUGUUGUAGAAACUGCUUUUAAAUUAUCGCUUUUGAGAUGAACAUGAAUCAUAUAAAUAUAUACUUAAGACAAAGCACAGUGAAUGCCCUCUCCCCACCUCUGCUGUCAAGACUUUGGCUAACCAUCAGGCAUGACUCUGUAAAACACCAAAUCAUCUUGGAUGUCUUCAACCCAGCAAGCCUCUUACACUGAAAAGAAGCUUUUUCUUUUUCUUGUCCAUAGGCCCCAUGACCCUUUUGGUUGUUUUUGUUUUUUGUUUUUUUUUUAAUGUACUUGCAAACAUGCAUUUUAUCUUUUGUGGAUGGAGAGAUGCUCAUUGCCUAUUUUCAAAUGCACAGGUACCAUUUUUAACUGGGAGAAUUGGUGUGGCCCCUCACAGCUGGCUGAGGUGAUAGUUCAUCCCAGCUGGUUGCUGCAGGGGAUGUCUGGAAGAAGCUGGAGAGAGUUUUGGUUCAACAGAGACCUGCUCCUUGCUGCCUUGUGAUAGAGGCUGGAAAGAUGCUGGGAAUGGUUAACCCUGCUAUUGCGGUAAACUGUGCUUGGACACCUCUCACCUGGACUUCAUGUUCUGGGGCAGUGGCCAGAAGAGCAGAAGGAGUUGUUGUAAUCUACGUAGCCCUUACAAAAAAAAAAAAAAAAAAAAAAAAAAAAGAGGAAAAAGAGAAAAUGUCUCACCGUCUCACCUAACUUGAAAUCCAAUCCAAAACUCACUGGGGACUUGUUAUUCACUGGAGAUCUGUUGUGCAACUUAAUGCUCAUUGCCAUUAAUUUCAGCGGGCUUUGAAUUGGGCUGUUCAAGGCUACUGAAUUCCAAUUUAACAUGUAAAGAUUCUUUGGUAUAAAGCCGGUGCCACUGAGUACUAUGUGGCACUAAGUGCCCAUACCUUUCCCCUUCUUUCCCCUUCUUUUUAUAGCUAACGCUUUUGAAUGACCUCCUCCUUCCUCCUGCUUCCCAGCUUUGGAAUAUUUUAGAUGGGAGGAAAAUAUUUUUGCACAGAAAGAUCACUUUAUUUUAAGUGCAAAGUUCCUUUAUAGCAAAAUGCUGCUACCACAGAAAGGUUAGUUGUUAAGGAUGCUUUUUUUUUUCAUGUCGAUCCAAAAAAAGAAAACCUCAAAAUUGGGAAAGAUAUGUCUUUUAAAUCCCAGAGUUUUAUACUAGUAGGAGCACACAAGAAACGGGUUACUGUGGCCUUGCUGCCAAGCAGGAUGGGCAUUUAUCAGCCAGGUGCAGGAGAUGGUAACCUUAGUCUUUUGUUUCUCCACUGCAAAGCUUAGGAAGUUGCAGGUGACAUUAGCUCCCCUGCUAGAGCUGUGCUUGGGACAAUUUGGCUGGCUCGUAUCGUGUGUCUUCUCCCUGUGACCUAAGAUACAGGCAGCUUGAUGCAAUAAGCCUGGUCCGGGCAGUACAUGGGUAUUUAAUGGGCUCUUGGUACAUCAGUGGGUCAUGCUAGCAGGACAGUCUCUGAAGGGAAUGGUCCUCUUGCAAAAAGCAGCCUGUCUGCUCUCAUAUCCUCUUCCCCAAAACAGGUCCCUGGAAACAGUUGCACUCACUGGACCUGACAAAAAGUAAAUAGCACCUUACUUUCUCCUCAGGGGCUUUAAGGAGUUUCCUAUGCAACUUACUGUAGCACAGAAAUAGGGUCUGUCAGGCACCUGAGCCCACGAUGUAUCUGCUUUUUAUCUACAAGAAUAGGCCACCAUAAGAGCAUGUUUUCCAUGCAUCAAGCAAAAAUCUCCUUUGCAAUGAGGAAAACUUCCUGUAAGAGAAAGGUUGAGCACAUGCUGACAGGCGGAUCUGCUAACAGACCAGCUCAUGGACAUGCCAUGCAGUUUUUCUCAUAUGCUUUACCCAAAUAUUGGCUUUUGCUUUUUGAAAGGCUUGUACUAUAUGAGGUUUGGUCCUGCGAACAGAGCUGUGCUGGUCCAGAGCUCUGCAGAACAACCUCACUGACGCUUGGCUGAGGCUCUUUGAGGGCUUGAGCCAGGCCAGGUUGCUUGAGGCAAACAAGGAAAGAGGUAGGAGCAAAGGCCUUGCUUGUCUCCUCAGCAGCCAUUAGCUCCCCAGGGCAGAAGUUUUAGUCUCCUGCAGUUCUGACAAGUUAGGGACAUCCCUGAAUAAUUUCAGCAUUUUGUUUUCCCCCUUGUUUUUUCUAACUACCUCAAGUACCCUGUACACCCAGCUUAACAUUUCAAUGGCAGCCUAAAAGAUACCAUGCUCAGCUCUUCUGCUGUAUGCAUCUGCCCUCACCCUUCCUGAGAACCACAUGAGCUCAGCAUCACAUUUGGGGAUCCAUGAACUAAUCGCUGUGUUAAUUUGUCCCCAUUCUCAAUCAGAAAUCCAGUCUCUGCUCAUGUAGUGGGACUGAGUGUACAUCCUUCAAACGCCUUUUGCCCACUAAGCGUCAUGCCCUUCUCCAAAACUUUGGUCUGGGCUUUGCAUUACUACAGUUUGUGCAGUAACUGGUUAUUGUACUUAAAUUUUAACUUUUUUUUUUUUUUUUUUUUUUAAGAAAAACGUUUUGGAAAAAAAAAUAAUUGUGAUUAAAGCUGUUGUUAUUCCAGUGCUA